CCGCCCCCGAGGGGCGGGCCUACGCGUCCCAGCGCUUUGGAGCGCUGCUAAACUAGCGGCGUGGAUGGGAGACAAAGCCCGGAAAAUUUUGAACGCAUCAUGGACUGUCAGCAACUAACUGCGAGGCAUAGACUCCAGCUCCGUAUGGCAUAAUACCAGUCCGGGUUUUCCCACACGCUCCAGACUCGGGAGGAGCCUUGAGCCCUCGCAGACUGCAGGCCCCUAGGGGCUGGGCGCGCGCGCGGAGUCGGUGUUGAUUGGCUGCUCCGAGCGGCGCAGGGUUUGGCGGGAACUUCGUGGCUCCGCGGGCGUGGAGAGCGGUCGGAUGGCCCCGUCGCGGCGGGUGCGGCCCCCCAGGGCUGCGCGUGCAAGAUCUUCAAAGAACACUUUAAGAAAAGCACAUUCUGCGGAAGUUAAAGCUGAUCAGAAGCGCAAGCCUACCGAUGUGUUUGAUUUUCCUGAUAAUUCCGAUAUCUCAAGCAUUGGGCUGAAUGAAAAUGACAAAUAUACAGAACCUUAUGAAACCUUUGAUCCUCCUUUAUAUAGCACUGUUAUAUAUGCUGAUGAAGAAGAACUCCGCAAACACUGCAGAUCAUCUAUUCCUUCAACACCUCAAGGAAAAGAAACACAAAGAAGUUUGGACACUUUGGAAAGUGAAGCAAGUGGAAGCCAAUCUGUGAAAAUCGGUGUGAAAAAGCCAGGAAGAAAACUAGAGUUCAUUAGUAAUGAAUCUGAAAGCACUGAAGAAAGUGAUAUAAGAAGAAAAGUUAAAUCAGCAGAAAAAAUAAGUACACAGCAUGAAACUAUCACAACUACGGGAUCUUCAGAACAUUCAGAGAACUCAGCUGAUUUGGCCACUGCUAAAGAGACAGGACCCCAUGGUGCCCAGUCCUGUGUUGUCAGAGAGACUCGCACAACAGAAAGUCAACCGAAAACUCAGAAUAAAGGGAAGCUGUCCCGUGGCAAAAAGAAGAAAUCAAGAAGUGAAGCCAUAGACCCAGAUCUUUCCAGCAGUAUGCAUAUUUGGUGUCUAGAAGGAAAGAAAACCGGUGACAUCAUGGAGUUGGAUAUUGUUUUGUCUGCAUUUGAGAAAAUCUUCCUAGAGUAUAAACAAAAAAUAGAAUCUGAAAUUUGUAAGGGAGCCAUCAACAAAUUUCAUUUUAAUAUUAAAGAACAACUCAUCAAAACACUUAAAGAAGUCCAGAUGUUGAAAAAUCUGAAAAGGAAGAAUGCUAAGAUUAUUUCAGAUAUUGAAAAGAAAAGGCAGCGUUUGGUUGAAGUCCAGGAUGAACUGCUCCGGUUAGAACCACAGCUGAUGCAGCUACAAACAAAGUAUGAUGAACUCAAGGACAGAAAAUCAUCCCUUAGAAAUGUGGCGUAUUUCUUACCUAGUUUAAAACAGCUUUAUCAAGAUUAUUCAGAUGUUCAAAAGAAAGAACCAAACGUCAAGGAAACGUAUGAUUCAUCCAGCCUUCCAGCGCUGUUAUUUAAAGCAAGAACUCUCUUGGGAGCUGAAAACCAUCUGCAAAAUAUCAAUCAUCAAUUAGAGAGGCUUCUUGACCAAGAAUGAGAAAGCCAGUCUGCUGAAAUGUGCCUGUGAGCAUUGAACGAAAAUGCUAAGACAUAGCCUGGUGGACACAGCAAGCAUCCAGCACACAGGAUUCCCUGAGACCCAGGGCUCUGUUGUGAACAAGUUAACAUCACACAACCUCCAACUCAGCACUCCCUGAGGCGCUUCCUUCGUGCCCAAAUCUGCCUGUUUCAAUCCACAUUCCAUAAGGUGCCAAGGGCCAGAGGCAACACAGAAAGAGAGGUAUCCAUUUUCAUCAGCGUCACUAGUUCCCCGCCUGCUGCCUCUCCUCACCUUUUUCCAGCCUGGGAAUUCUACCUUAGUCUUUUCAUAUUAUACUAUCUAAGGGAUUCUUUUAUCAAGUACAAAUAAAGAUGAUAUGUGCUAGAAGCAAGUAAUACUGGGUUGUCAGAAAAGUCAGGGCUCAUUUUUGCAUAGAAAAAUAUAUCAUGACUUUUCCGACGACCCAGUAAUUAAGAUACUCAUAUUAUGGAACAUCAACCAAACACAAAUAUAAACUGAAUUACAACUAAACUUAUUUGAAGAAACAAUUUAUGUUGCCGACUUUAUUUAAAAGU
Molecule: messenger RNA, 2148 nt
Organism: Tupaia belangeri chinensis (Chinese tree shrew)
Lineage: Eukaryota; Metazoa; Chordata; Mammalia; Scandentia; Tupaiidae
Gene: CENPU
Product: centromere protein U
Exons: 14
Coding region: 326-1570 (414 amino acids)
Cellular component (GO): nucleus
Source: RefSeq, a predicted model, not a curated record